AGCUUACAGCUGAACGGUUAUCGUUUUCUUGUUUUUCUUUUGUUCAUCGCUUGGUUCGUUAUUUGCAGCAAGAAUGACACACCGAGAUAUUUGGUUUUCGCACCCACGCAAAUAUGGGAAAGGCUCUCGCCAGUGCCGAGUGUGCUCCCAUCAGGCUGGUCUAGUCCGCAAGUAUAAUCUCAAUAUCUGCCGUCAGUGCUUUCGGGAGUAUGCUUUGGACAUUGGUUUUAUAAAGUAUCGAUAGCUAGCUUAUUGUGGAAUGGCCUUCAACCAGGUUGGGAGGAUUCACGAUCGUUGUUACAUCCCAUCUGUCUACAUUAAGUGUAGCCCUGCAUUUUGCACAUCACACGCCCUUGCGGAGACCCGAGCGCUACAUUGUGACCAUGCAUCCUUUAAUAGCCGAUUAGGUUUCGGCCCAAGAGAGCGAUAUGCUCCAUUUCGUCGCAGCUCCUCGCUCGUUAUGGUGUGGUUUGAAGGCCCAAUUCUUCUCCGCGUGGGUUUUGAUCGAGGUCACGUGGUUUGCUGACGUUGGGUGAAAUUGUUUCAACGGCAGCCGUUUCUGCACAUUUGCAAGGAAAACAAAAAAGGAUGACGGUUGGGUGUUCAUAAUCUCAUAUUCUUUAUUUUCAUUCUGCCGACGUUUUCCACAUCCUACUUGGUGACUUUCUUUCUAUGGCCCAAGCACCAGCCCCGUUUCCGCCAUGCUUGACGGAUAAGGAUUGUGUCGUCACUGGUGGGUUGGCUCCGAAAUGCGUUAUCAACGGUGCGGCCGGCGUGUGCUCUCCAAAAAAGUCUAGCACAACAAACACGCCAGCGGCAACACCAAAAGCGAACCAGGCGGGCAAUAAGAGUACUGGGGGUGUCUCCAUACCAAUGAUAAUUGGAGUGGUAGCAGGCGCCGCUGUUUUGCUAGCGAUUGUGAUUGGAUUCCUGAUUAUACGAAAGAGGCGGGCACGAAGGGCUGCAGACGAUCGGGAGAACACAAAAGAUAUUGAACAAGACGAUGCACCAACUUUCAUCAAAAAACAUGCAGCCCGCUCAAAGCGUAAGACUGCUCAAGAGGCAUUCAAUAACCCGACGUUGGUACCUGUGGAAAUGUCUUCUUCUCCAUUUACGCCUGAACCUAUCCCACCGCCUCCUCAUGCCACCGUCACGCCACCGCCAAUCCACGCAUCAAGGACCAGCAUGGCAAGUUCUCGCAGUGCGAGAACUGCUUAUAUUCAUCCAGUAGCACCACCGCAAGCACUACCGGACGGGCCUUCCCACGACACACUUCUUAGGCACGCUGCAAAUAACCCCUACCCGAUCUACCAACCCAUGCCAUUAGGGCCCACGAACCCGCACGGCCUUGGCUUCUACUUUACCGCCUUUGACACGACCUACACAGGUACACUUGACACUGCCACGGGGCAGUUUAGGUUCAAUGACCAGUACCAAUGCGAUGAUUACUACUACAAGUUGAAUGCAGUGCCAUAUUAUAUGGAAUCCCGACCAAGUACAAGUGGAAGCGGAAGUGACUAUGGGCGCGAGGGUUCUACAACUUUGUCCGCCUCUGGGGAUACGGCAGUGGAUUCUGAAAAACAGAGUCCACGAAUGGAAGCAGCGUACAGACCAAGUUUAGACAGCGGCAGACCCACUUCCGUUUUCGUUGAUGCAGGAUUUAGACCACGGGGGAUGUGAGCAGGUUUCGCAACGACCCGAGGGCGUUGAGUAUACUGAUACUGACCGAUUAGUAGGAUGUGAGCAUUUGUGGGACACUGUACAUUGAAGGAAUUAGUGAAUAUAUA
Spizellomyces punctatus DAOM BR117 is the source of this 1787-nucleotide messenger RNA. RefSeq lists its product as uncharacterized. The transcript has 4 exons. The record is from RefSeq and is a predicted model, not a curated record. NCBI's taxonomy places the organism in Eukaryota, Fungi, Chytridiomycota, Chytridiomycetes, Spizellomycetales, Spizellomycetaceae. Bases 673 to 1680 code for a protein of 335 amino acids.